CACCACGUAAGAUUUUCAACUUCAAUAGGCAAUUUCACAAUCCCAAUGUGCAGUCAUCUACAUCUAACCAGUGCCAUCCCACCACCUGUGGUCAAAUAUAACUUUCCACACCACAAUACGUUGCAAUUUCAGCAACUCAUCCUACCACCUCAACUAUAACCUCAAUUCUGGUCCAUAUACAACAAACCCCAUCAACUCGUUACGUCCUCCCACCCCUCUGUGAUUUAACAUUUCAACAUCGACAACAACCCUCUCUUUCGUCACGUUUCACUUACUUACCACCACCACCUUUCAACAACUUACCUCACGAACACAUUACCCGGUUAAUCCAAACUGCUCAAACUCACCUAGUUAAUCAGCAAUGCGGCCAGGUCUACGUAGUAACGAGCCACCAGAUGGAACUGAAGCUGAGUCAAAGUUUUCCUACUCCAGCCCAGAUUUGGAAGAAGAGUACCACCCCCCUGCUAAACGGCGAGGCCAAACUGCAAAGCGAGGCCAAACUCGAGGUGCAAAGCGAGGUGGCCAUGCGGGAUCCCCAGUUGGACGUGAACAGCGAGCCCAACGAGACGAACAACAAGUGCCUUCCGACGAUGAUCAUCAAUUACCAGACGCCAAAAUCGAAUUCGAACUUGAUUCCGGCGAAAAUGUCAUUCUUCCCAAUAUCUACAACUUCCACGAAUUAGGUGUCGAGUGGGGACGCGGCCGUGCGGACGAAGUAUUAGCUAGCCUCUCGCUUCCUAAGAACAACAGGCCCUCUUCAAACGGACUUUUCGAAGCUCAAGCACUACAAUCUGCUUAUCAAUUGGACAAGACCAUGUUGUGUAUAGUAUUGAAAUGUAGCAGACACGUCCUGGAUGAGGCCUUAUUGGAAGGGCCACUGGCGCGCGAACCAAACGCAUACACCAAUUAUCAAACAUAUAGUGUUGCAUCCACUACCACCAAGAUACCCCCAAAGGGCGUUUCGGAAGGCUUUCCCAAACGUAAUGUCAUUGUUGGCAAUACCUGGUCUACGUUUCAAGAAGAGGAAAAGCGAAUAUUCAGCCCGGACAUAUUCGAACGACUCUGCGUUACCACUAGCGAGGCAUACGCUCUCACACAAACACCCAGAGGCAUAGCACCCAUGACCCUUGAAGCUCCUUCCGAAGUCACAGUUCAAAAUAAAUCUGAUCUCAAACCUCUCACCGACGAUGAGCUCACAAGAUAUGUUCCAAUUUUCAAGGAGUUGGUCAAUUUAAGCAAAGUAUCGGGCGAUCUGCGUGAAGGACGGCUAUGGCGACAUAGCGGGAAGUCUCGCAGCAAGACUCGCGAACAACUCAUGAAGCUUGAAAUCACCAAAGUGGUAAGGCAGCUAAACGUACAUUUUCCCCUGCUAGUAGCGUGCUGGAACCCGACUACAUCAACAAAUCAAGCGCUCUUUCAGGACGAGCAUACAUCAUGCAAAAGGUGGGCUCUAAUGGAAAAAAAGGUACACCUCCUGGAGCGUUUUUCAUUCGAAGCAACUAAGGCUCCGGAGCACCUCCGUGUGAAGCCAGGCCUUCCUAAAACUCAGUCGGAAGCUGGAGCACGACAAGCACUUAAACGCAGUGAGCUGACAAAAGCGCUCAAUUCCUUGAUAACUCCUUUCCUCCAAGGUGGUGUUAACAUCUUGGCCGAUGCCCAUCCGAAAGUCCCCAACUUGAAGGAAGGAUUCGCCAAGAAAUCAUUUCGCGGGCAAGUGAAACUGAUGUUCCACCGCACUCCAGACAGCUUAGUCAGUGAUGUAAUGAUUGCCAAGGGACCUAGCGCUUUAUCCAACGACGAAGUACAGAUUUGGCUGGACGACAUCCAUGCUAAGAGAUACACAAUCAUUCAGGUCAAAAACGAUCGUAAGAAAGGCAAGAAUAAAGCGGAAGAUAACCUCACCAAAGACGAAAAAGAACUCGACGACAACGACCAAGCUUAAAUACAGACAUGUUAAAUUGAAAAUACGGAAGAUCAACUGCUAGAAGUAUUUCAUGAAACUCUCCAUUAUCUUCACCUUGAAUGCUCUCAAUAGCCUGCUCGGGUUGGGUACUGUUGUCUUCAAUCCUUUGUUUUUAUUCAUCAGCCAAGAUUACUAAAAAUUGAGGAAAUACAUUCAUAAGCUUGGGUUGCUUC
This is a messenger RNA of Melampsora larici-populina 98AG31, 2136 nucleotides long. RefSeq lists its product as uncharacterized. The coding region runs from base 362 to 1942 and encodes 526 amino acids. The record is from RefSeq and is a predicted model, not a curated record. The transcript has 5 exons. NCBI's taxonomy places the organism in Eukaryota, Fungi, Basidiomycota, Pucciniomycetes, Pucciniales, Melampsoraceae.